Messenger RNA from Aspergillus terreus NIH2624, 588 nucleotides. RefSeq names its product putative lactoylglutathione lyase (Glo1). The transcript is spliced from 3 exons. The record is from RefSeq and is a predicted model, not a curated record. NCBI's taxonomy places the organism in Eukaryota, Fungi, Ascomycota, Eurotiomycetes, Eurotiales, Aspergillaceae. Bases 1 to 588 code for a protein of 195 amino acids.
AUGACGACACCAAACCCCUCAACCCCCUUCGAAGAAGGCGUCUUCCUUCCAGGCGGCCACAACACCGAUCCUCCUCUGCCCGAGUCCAGCCCCACGACUGGCUACAAGCUCAACCACAGCAUGCUGCGCAUCCGCGAUCCCAAACGCUCGCUACACUUCUACAUCAACCUCAUGGGCAUGCGCACCGUCUGGACCAUGAACACCGGCCCCUUCACCAUCUAUUACUUGGGCUAUCCCUCCACCGCCGACGACCGCGCCGACCUCCGCGGCUGGUCCGCCCGCGUCUCCGACCCCCGCACCCUCACCCAGACCCUCGGCCUCCUCGAGCUGUACCACAUCCACGGCUCCGAGAAGCCCGUCGCCGACGGCGGCAUCGAGGUCUCCACCGGAAAUACCCCGCCCCAUCUGGGCUUCGGCCAUCUGGGCUUCACCGUGCCUGAUGUGCCUGCUGCGCUCGACCGUCUGCGCGCUGGCGGUGUCCCCGUGCUGAAGGACUUGGAUUGCCUUUGUCGCGGAUCCGGAUGGGUAUAUUGUGGAAUUGGUGCCGCAGAAUAUGGCGUAGACCGCGCAUGUCAUGACAAGACAUAA